Messenger RNA from Ornithorhynchus anatinus (platypus), 2574 nucleotides. It is a transcript of the gene BBS2, whose product is annotated as Bardet-Biedl syndrome 2. Gene Ontology annotation, molecular function: protein binding. The transcript has 17 exons. The record is from RefSeq and is a predicted model, not a curated record. Gene Ontology annotation, biological process: non-motile cilium assembly. Bases 55 to 2226 code for a protein of 723 amino acids. Lineage: Eukaryota; Metazoa; Chordata; Mammalia; Monotremata; Ornithorhynchidae. Gene Ontology annotation, cellular component: ciliary basal body; membrane; BBSome.
GGCGGCGGUUUGGGAGCCGGAGCGGGACUCCCCCCGGGCCCCGCCGCCACCGCCAUGCUGCUGCCCGUGUUCACCCUGAAACUGCACCACAAAAUCACCCCCAGGAUGGUAGCCGUGGGGCGCUACAACGGGACCCACCCCUGCCUGGCAGCCGCCACCCAAGCGGGCAAGGUUUUUAUUCACAACCCUCAUUCUCGUGGGCAACAUUUAAACACACCUCGUGUGAUCCAGAGCGGUCUAGAUUCGGAUGUUUCUCUGCUCAACAUUAACCAGGUGGUCAGCUGCCUUACAGCAGGCGUGUUGAAUCCUGAACUUGGCUACGAUGCCCUUCUGGUUGGAACCCAGACUAAUCUGUUGGCCUAUGAUGUCUACAAUAACUCAGAUUUAUUUUACAGAGAGGUUACAGAUGGGGCGAAUGCAAUAGUGCUUGGGAAGCUGGGAGACAUUUCAUCACCUCUCGCAAUUAUUGGUGGAAAUUGUGUCCUGCAGGGCUUUGAUUAUGAAGGAAACGAUCUUUUUUGGACGGUCACUGGAGACAAUGUUCGUUCCUUGGCGUUGUGUGAUUUCGACGGUGAUGGGAAGAAAGAGCUUCUUGUUGGAUCUGAGGAUUUUGACAUCAGAGUUUUUAAAGAAGAUGAGAUUGUGUCAGAAAUGACCGAGACAGAGACAAUCACAUCCCUUUGCCCAAUGUAUGGCAGUCGAUUUGGCUAUGCCCUAUCCAAUGGUACAGUUGGCGUUUACGAUCGAACAGCCCGUUAUUGGAGGAUUAAAUCUAAGAAUCAUGCAAUGAGCAUUCACGCUUUUGACCUUGACUCUGAUGGCGUAUGUGAGCUGAUCACUGGUUGGUCCAAUGGCAAGGUUGAUGCCCGCAGUGACCGAACUGGCGAGGUCAUCUUUAAGGAUAACUUUUCUUCUUCCAUCGCUGGUGUGGUGGAGGGAGAUUAUCGGAUGGAUGGCCAUUUGCAGUUAAUUUGUUGCUCAGUGGAUGGGGAAGUACGGGGUUAUCUGCCUGGUGGCCCUGAGAUGAAGGGGAAUUUGAUGGAUACAAGUGUGGAGCAGGAGCUCAUCAGGGAACUCAGUCAAAAGAAACAAAAUCUCCUUCUUGAACUGCGCAACUAUGAGGAAAACUCCAAACAGACGGAGUUGAGCGGCCCAGUGAAAGAAUCCGACGGACAGCGGGGCAUUAUUCCAGCCAACACCAAACUGCAGACAACACUUUCAGUGAAUCUGGGAACUGAGAGCCAAGCUGCUCAUGUAGAAUUAUGUAUUUCUACUUCUAAUGAUACGAUAAUCCGGGCUGUACUGAUUUUUGCGGAAGGGAUUUUUGCAGGUGAAAGUCAUGUGGUCCAUCCCAGCAUUCCAAACCUCUCCAGCCUCAUCCGCAUCCCUAUCAUCCCACCCAAAGAUGUCCCGGUAGAUCUGCACCUGAAAAUAUUUGUAGGCUACAGAAGCAGCACUCAGUUUCAUGUGUUUGAAUUGAUGAGACAACUCCCUCGGUUCUCCAUGUACACACUGAGUAGCACCGACUCUUCCAGGGAACCGCAGAGCUACGUUAACUUUACUAUCAAUGAACGGGUGCAGAGGGUUUUCAUAUGGCUGAACCAGAACUUUCUAUUACCAGGAGGAGAUACUGAGAUCCAAAAUGCUCCAUUUCAAGUGUGUUUCACUUCCCUCCGUGAUGCCAGGCAACUCUGUAUAAAAAUAAAACCCAGUGGAGAGAUCACCGUCAGUACUGAUGAUAUUGAUUUGGCUGGUGAUAUCAUCCAAUCAAUGGCUUCCUUUUUUGCCAUCGAAGACCUCCAAGUUGAAGCCGACUUCCCGGGCUAUUUCGAGGAGUUAAGAAAAGUGCUGAUUAAGGUAGACGAGUACCACUCGGUACAUCAGAAACUCAGUGCUGACAUGGCUGAUCACUCCAACCUGAUCCGCAGCUUACUGGUCCGAGCAGAAGAUGCCCGUCUCAUGAGGGACAUGAAAACGAUGAAGAAAAGAUACGUGGAACUUUUCAACCUCAACAAAGAUUUAUUGAGUGGAUAUAAAAUCAGGAGCAACAAUCACACAGAGCUCUUGAGUAACCUGAAAGAAGUAAAUCAAGCUAUCCAAAGAGCAGGCCGCCUUCGUGUGGGAAAGCCAAAGAACCAGGUGAUCACUGCCUGUCGAGAUGCAAUUCGAAACAACAACCUCAACAUGCUGUUUAGGAUAAUGCGAGUCGGAACUGCUUCUUCAUAACCAAGUGGGGUAGGAAUGGGUGAUGGAAAAGAAAAACUUUCCAGAACUUGACGGGGGGGAUAUAGUCGGCAGGAUUAGAUAUGCUAGCGCUUUCUCCCUCGACACUCUCUGUUUAAGGUCAGAGGGAACUUGACAUGACAUGCUUGAAUCCCAAGAACAGAACACGCAAUUGAAAACCAUUUUCUGCUCAUACUUUUAAUUAAAAGACUUGUGGGAGUGAAAGAAAGCCCAAGGAGAGCAUUUCAAAGUGCAGAUGUGGUCACUGUAUAUAAUUGUACCUGCUUUUGAGAUUGUAACAUAUUUAUGAAGGCCUUUAAGUCUUUUCAUUAAAAGUUAAAGGUGUCUGGC